Grus americana (Whooping crane) is the source of this 6841-nucleotide messenger RNA. RefSeq names its product Fas apoptotic inhibitory molecule (gene FAIM). Gene Ontology annotation, biological process: negative regulation of extrinsic apoptotic signaling pathway via death domain receptors; positive regulation of neurogenesis; canonical NF-kappaB signal transduction. The transcript is spliced from 5 exons. The coding region runs from base 1760 to 2503 and encodes 247 amino acids. The record is from RefSeq and is a predicted model, not a curated record. NCBI's taxonomy places the organism in Eukaryota, Metazoa, Chordata, Aves, Gruiformes, Gruidae.
GGUACGGAGCAUCUCGCGGUCAGCAAUAAGCUGCUUGAGUAGGGAUUUAGAAACGUCGCUUUCAGGACUUAAUUUAAAAAACAAAAAACCAACCACCGCUUUGCUGACAAUAAACACGGGUGGUGGGGAGAAAUUUGCCAUCUCUGGAGUUCAUAGACUUGCUAGUGCAUCACCCCCCGUUGUCUGCUAGCGGGCAUGGAUUAGGUGGAUGCAGAGCGGUAAUCCUAUCCUAGUUUUCAAAACAAGCCCGUACGUAUAAAGAAGUAAAUCUCAUUUUGGGCUGCUGACUUGAUUAACAGAAAAUGCAGUGAAACGAGACGGUGGGCGGUUAGUACAAAUCCGCUCCCUUGGGUUGGAGCCAGCGGUGAGUGCUCGAGGGCUGGCUGCGGCAGGCAUCUCCCGGUCCUGUGGUAGCGUAUGGCUUUUUCCCAUCGGACUGUCCUUCAGAAAACACAAACCUGGCCUAGAGUUUGGGUUCAGGUUUGAUUAAAAAGUGUAUUACCAUAUUACUGUUAUUUGUUUAAAAAAAAAAAAAAAAGGAACUUGUGUGUUCUCAGAUGUUUCCUAACCUUUUCAGCAUCGAUCCUAAAAUUCAUGCAGCAGGGUUGCGUACCACCAGGGGUGAUGCCGUCCCUGCGGGCAGCCUGUAGACGUGCUCCAGGUGCCACCUCUGCUGGCAUUUCUUCUUAUGCUUGAGGCCACUUCUUGUGUGGAUUAGCUGGCAGGGACAAGCCUGGGUCUGUCCUGAGGCCCUGGAGCCUGCUCCUUUUAUGAGAAGGGGAAGGGGGAAGCGCAGAAAUAUACCCCACCUGAGUUCCACCAUGUGCCAGAGGCUGUGAACCUUCACAACCCAUAAUUUAAGAACAACCAAAGCAACCUCCAUGGCAUUUAUUAGGUGGUGCAUGCUGCUCACUACUGUGAGAAUUAAGUCCUUACAUCCUUAAAACAGUUUCAGUGUUUUUAAAGCUUAUUUUUCAGUUUAUGAACAGAAAUGUGUGUAAUUACUGACAAAACCAUGGCCAGUAAUACAGCAGUGUACUUGAGCAUCUUUUAAAAUAGAAGCUUAGGUCAGAGCAAAGGAUGUUUUAAUUUUUAAAUGUACACUCCUCUGUUAUCCUGAAAAGAGACCCUAGAACUUACAACUUUACUUUUAAUUAAUUUUUCACUGAAAAGUACAAUUUAUAACAAAAAUCACUUAUUUGCACUUACUUAAAAUAUGCUUAUUGAUAUGCACAGACUUAAUGCAGAUAGCUCUUACAUAAAUUAAUCUGUUUACUGAAAAUGAUAAAUUAAAAAUAUCAGCAUGUUGUAAAACACAGUCGUCAUCUAAAAAUGUCCUAAGAAACAAGUGAUUUCUUUCCGCUUCAUGUAGACUUUACAACUGAAUUGACAGGUCAAAUUGCUAAUGUGAUUGUUCAAAACUACUAUAGUGGUUUAGAAAAAUGAGUAGGUUGAAAUUGUUGUUGCCUGUGCUAUUUCAUUUUCCCUGAGGUGGCAACAGUCCCUAGUAUGUUACGGUUUGUGACCAAGAUGGGCAGCUCUGGUUCCUGCUUUGGUCAAGUUGUUUGUUUCUAGCUUUUGCUCACAAGUUUGGCAAACCAUUUUUCCAUCAAAUAACUGACAAAGUUAUGAUGUGCUAAUAAAGUUAGGAUAAAUUGCACAUACUAAUUUUGCAGAAGAAUACUUAUAUUUGCCUUUUUGUCUAUGAAGAAGAAUUCUGUUUGUAUUUCAUCAUAUUUACGGUAGUGCAUGAUAGUUCAUGAUGCUUUUAAAAAUGUCCUUUAUCUUAAAUGGAGAAAAUGAGGAAAAUUUAGGCCUCAGCACUUCUCUGCUGCUAUUCUGCUUUUCUUUUUUUUUCUUGCCGCUAACUGGAUUAAAAGCCAUUUUGGUUACUAUGGCAUCCCGUGAGGAGAUUACUGUCUGUGAAGAUGAAGUAAGGUCUCGGUACAGCUACUUAGAGAAGAUGACAGAUUUGGUGGCUGUUUGGGAAGUAGCUUUAAGUGAUGGUGUUCAUAAGAUUGAAUUUGAACAUGGGACCACUUCAGGAAAACGUGUUGUCUAUGUUGAUGGAAAGGAAGAAAUAAGAAAAGAAUGGAUGUUUAAAUUAGUGGGUAAAGAAACUUUCAAUGUUGGAGCAGCCAAAACAAAAGCUACUAUUAACAUUGAUGCAGUCAGUGGCUUUGCAUAUGAAUAUACUUUGGAGAUCAAUGGAAAGAGCCUCAAGAAGUAUAUGGAGAACAGGUCAAAAACAACCAAUACUUGGGUACUGAGCUUGGGUGGUAUGGACUAUAGAGUUGUUCUAGAAAAGGACACUAUGGAUGUGUGGUGCAAUGGCCAAAAAUUGGAAACAGCGGGUGAAUUUGUAGAAGAUGGGACUGAAACUCACUUCAGUGUUGGUGAUCACAGCUGUUGCAUUAAGGCUGUCAGUAGUGGAAAACGAAAGGAAGGAAUUAUUCAUACCCUUAUUGUGGAUGACAGAGAAAUCCCAGAGGCUGUGGAGUAACCUCUAGUUAACUGAUUAUUGUAGGACUAAGAUCAGGAAUUUUCAAUUACUGUGGUAAUUAUUUUAAUAUGUACUACUUGGUACAUCUAGUUUGUGCUGGGUUUAUUUUCUAGUUUCUGUAUAUGAAAUUAUUUUUGUUGAGGACCAGAUGAAAACCAUUAUAUACAACCUCUUACAUUACCAGUUUUUAAAAAACUAUAUAGACACACAGAAUAUAUAUUUUAUCACUAAGUGCAGGGAGCACAGGUGAACUUACAUAGAAAUUAUAUACUAGGAAAAAAAAUCUCACUAUAAAAAAAUGCAAGGUAAAUAUUCAGUAAGUCUGAAUCCUUAUAGACUGUGGGUGUAUGUGGAGGGAGGAGGAAGCAUGUGCUGGGCAUUGGAAUAAGCUGUUAACAUUUUCUCCGUAAUUAUUUUUUCUAUUAACAUUUUUCAGAUGCAGUUAAGAAGAGUUACAAAGUUAAUAAAAAGAUUAAUAAUGAAAUACAUUGUACCAGUACUUGUGUAACAGUAUUAAAAUAAUACUGUGCUAUAAAGACUGUUCUCUAUACCAGUAGGAGAAAAGAUGUUACAUUUUGCCAAGAAAAAAAUUCUUUGAGGUUUUCUGAAAAACUGAUGCUUGUUAGAAAUUGUUGCAGUAGUUCAGAAACUCUGUACUGAGUUUUUCCAAAACAGAAAAAAAAAAUUCCUGCCAUGAAACUCCUUUAAAAAAUGAAAACUCCCAAAGCAAGCUGAAAGAAGAGCUUAUUCUAGUUCAGUGCUGCCUAACAAACCUUCAAUCUACAGCUGUGCGUUUUCCUGGCAGUAAUGUGUGAAUCAAGAAACAUGAGGGAAAAAUGGGACAGAAAUAGAGGAGAAUUGGUUGCCUAAAUGGAAAAGUUAAAAUAGAAAUAGACUAAUUCUGUUUUCAAAAUUCCAGCAUACUAUCUAAAAGCAACCUUGGGAUUUCUGUGAGAACAAGACUCGUAUGUGUUAGGUGGUUCUUACAAGUUCAGGGGGGGUGUUCCCAUUUAACAUUACACUAGAGCAUAGGCUCACACGUGACAAAAGCUACCCUUUUGCAACAAUGUAGACAUAGCUAAUCUUAAAAAUAAUUUUAAAAAACCCAACCAAAAUAUUAUUAUAUUAAUUUAAAAGUUUGUUUUGCAAUGGCUCAAAAGUUUUUCCACUUGCAACCUCACUUACAGUUCAGAAUUAGACUUUUAUAAUUUAAUUUCUUUUGGACUUGUGAGUGGUUCCUAGCACUACUGUCUUGGCAGUUGCAGGUGCAGUACAAAUGUACUGGGAAUUCAUUAACAAAUUAUUUUGAAAAGUUUUAUGAAACACUAAUUUCAUCUAUGUUUUAGGGUUCAGACUGCUCUCCAUUAGCCCAGUGCUUUACAUGUGGAUGAAAUGUUUUUCCUAUGACGAUGUCAUUGGUUUUUAAUAGCUUUAUGUGAACCUUUCUUCUCCCCAGAUAAUUACAGUUUUAUCCACAGAUGACUUUUCAUUCUAGAAGCAGACAUGAUAUUGGCACUGUUGUAAGCUGUUCAGGUGUUUGGUUAGGGCCAUAACUAAAAAGUGGUGAUUUAAAAUGCUUCAGAUUGGACAAAUAUGGUAGUAGCUUUUAGUUCGGGACAAUAGAUUUGUUUUAAACCCUGCUAACGUCAGGCAUAGUUUCAGGCUUUAGUACAGGUUUCAAAGUACCUGAGAGCUGGACUGAAUCCUUUUACACUGGAGUGUAAUAGCUCUUAGGCUUUUCUGUUUACUGGCUUCAGGUCACUGCAGAAGCAAUGUGGGGAUUUCUACAGUUGACACUACCAAUAUCUUCUAAAGAUUACAAAGUAGAUUAUUGAAGAGCAAUUUCAAGCUGUAGCUUGAGCCAGUUCUCUACUAUUUUGUAGCUGUUCAAAGAGAUUGAACACCACUGAGAAAUCUGAAGCUCAAAUACAGUCCAAGUCAUAUUCAUAAGACUAUAUGGAAAAAUAAUAGGUUAGCUGACAUUGUCAUUCAUACUUUUUAUUUUGAAUACAUGUAUCUACAAUGCUUGGAACCUCUUAACUAAUAAGCACUGUACAAGCAACUACUGUUAGAAACCAUGAAGUAUUACCUCACAUUUAUCAUAACUAUGUGUAUUUAGUAGCACGUCCCUAAGUAGGAAACGGCUUUCACCUAUUUAAGUCAAAAGCAAAUUUAAGAAUCAGAGGCACAACCAUGAUUUCCUGGGUUUCACUAAUAUAUGCAAUAUCUCAGAUUAAGAAAAUCUAAUGGAAGAAUGACAACCUAUGCAAGCAUCAAGUGUAUAGUCAUGUGCUCACAGCACUUUAAGGCAUAACGUAAAUGACCAGAUAAAUGCUAAACUGUAUUUUAUGAUGCUUUCCCUUCUAUUUCCACUCAUAGAUAAUUUUGUUCUAGUCUCUUUAAGUUACUGACUUACUUUUUUUGUUCACGGGUAUUUCAGAGCACUUUGCACAAGGCACUUUGACCCCAGCACGUUACUAGGUAGAACAUCCUCUUAAAAUCUAAGUAUUAGACUUUGUUCUGAGGGGGGUCUUCACAAUAGCUACAGUUCUGAUUAAUUCUUACUCCGGAUGCUGCUGGUUUCCUCAGAGGGUGAUAUCACUCUCCCGGACUUGGGAACAAGUCAACAAAUACUGUGGAAGGGCCCCAAAACUGUUGCAAAUAACAAAGAUGUCGGGAUUGUUUACAUCAUCUACUAAGCUGUCAUAUAUCUUAAUGUCAUCCCCCUCCACUGCCAGUGGCAUAAUAUAAGAUGGCUUGCCUUUAAUGUAUAAGCCUGUUAAUACAUCAGCCUCAAACACAUAUAUUUUAGAGUCUGUUUCCCACGUAUCUUUACCCUCGAUUAGGCUUUUCAGGUUCCUUUUAAAGUAGAUGCCAGCUCCAUAUUUUUGUUCUGGAAAAAGAAAGAAAAAUUUUCAGAAGAAAAAAAAAAAAGCCUUUAACAAUUGGUUCUUUUGGGGUGGUAGUACAAAAAGACUGCUUGAUUCAGUAUGACAUUUUAUGUUACUGCUCAAUGCAUGCCAUCCUUUUAGAAGUAAAUUUGCUUUAAGUGGCUGUGAUGCUAGCACUGACCUCCCACUGAAAUCAUGAGCAAUGACAGCUGAUGGCCAUUCUGAUUUAACUGCUACUCCAGUGGUGACCAUUUGGAUUUCACUGUUAAUCCAAUGAUAAAAACAUCACGGUAUAAUGUAUUUAAUAAACACUUCUGUCAUCAUGUACUAGGGACUCUGAUAAGCACCAGAGAAGGGAAUAUUUUAAUAAUGCAAGCUACAAAAAUAAGCUUUGGGAUUUAUAAGGGGAAUGCUGCAUAAAAAUGCUAUUACAGUAUCACGUGGAAAAGUGCAAAGAAAUGAAAUUAGACCAUCAUCCUAGUUAUUACUUUGAAAGUGUGAAAAUGUGCCCUGUACAUUGUGUAGACCAGGAAAGGCAAAUCUCUGCUUUUUGAACAGUUUAUUGCCCAAAAUCCCAAUUCUGCAUUUGACAAGCAAAACAUCACACCCUUCACCUAUUGCAGGAUGCAGUUCUAAAUCCUUAUUCGUUCCAUUUCUAAAAACAUCUGUCUGCUAUGCUGUCUACUGCAAGAUUGCAUAGAUACCACAGCUUUCUUCCUAAGCGUACUCUAGUUUGAAUGGCAGCCUGCUUGGUCAGAUUAUCUGCUGUCUCCAAUCACACCUGAUCUGAGCAGGGGCUUAGGCUAGAUGACCUUCAGAAGUACCUUCCAGCCUCAAUUAUUCUGUGAUUCCUUUGAAUGUGUUUUAAAGCAUCGAGCUGCUGAAUGCAUGUUUGCAGCAAGUAAAGAAGGACAUUGACUUUCUUUAAAGAGAGAUGCAACAAAAUAAAACUUGGACCUGGCAUUAUGUCUGCAUUAAUGAUUCUGUCUAGAGUGUCCAGACUAGGCUAGAAUCCAGGCUUAUCCUCCCAGAGCCUUACUGACUUUACAGUAUCAGGAAGCAAAACCAGGAAAACUCUUACUGUAGAUAAAAAAAAAAUAAGCUCAUAGGACUCUAAAGGCAGGUAAGAAACAGUUCUUGUUUAGGAAUGCCAUUUUUUCUGAUUUUAAUCCAACUUUAGUAGUCAGUCACUGUUCGUUUUGAUUAGAAGAUGCCAAAGCAAGUUAUUACCUGUUGGUGGAGAAUACAUCCUGUGAAACCCAGUUUGGCAUACUGAGCUACAGAACUCAGCAGGAACAUGCUGGUACAACUUGUGGGUUAUUUUGGAGAUACCUUGGUUUUCUUUUUUUUUUUUCAUUUGUUGGAACGCAGCAGAUAAAAGAGAAUUAUGUAUCUUUUCAAUCUGUAACAUAAAUAAAAGUGUAAUAUAAGCAAAUGGAGACCAUAA